AUGGAGAAGUUGGGAAACGAAUCACUGAGAUUGUGGAUGAAGUUAAACAGAGCAACGGUGAAAUUAUUCUUUUCAUUGAUGAUUUUCAAAGGCCGGUUGGUUCUGAUCACUAUGGACAACAUGCUCCGCGGGAUGCGGCCAACAUUUUGGUACCUUUUCAUUGAUGAUUUUCAAAGGCCGGUUGGUUCUGAUCACUAUGGACAACAUGCUCCGCGGGAUGCGGCCAACAUUUUGGUACCUUGUCUUGCUCGAGGGGAGCUACAGACAAUUAAGAUUCUCACAGGACUGAAGAAGGAAUUUGAGGAUCAUCAUAAGGUUUCAUACUCCGAUGAUGCUUUGAUCGCUGCAGCAAAACUUUCUAAACUGUACAUUAGGAGGCAGAGUAAGAUGUAUGGUAAUAUUACUAAUGGAGAAAAGAAACUGCAUUCUGGUAGUGUAGAUGAGCCUAUUGAUGGUAUUGGUAGUUCCGACAAAGUUGUGAGUUGUGAAAUGAUCAAACAAGUAAUUUCUUCUCGGACUAGGAUUCCAGUCGAAAAAGUAUCUGUUGACGAUUCCAUUUGGGUUCUUCACAUGGAGAAUAUUCUUCGGGAGCAUAUAGUCGGACAGGAUAAAGCAUUGCGAACAGUUGCUCGAGUUGUUCGCAGAUCAAGGGUUGGCCUGAGGAAUCUUGGCCGUCCCAUUGCUAGUUUCAUUUUCAGAGGGCCAACUGGUGUAGGGAAAACUCAAUUGGCUAAGUUACUAGCCAGGGAAUAUUUUGGAUCUAAUAAGGAAUCAAUGAUCAGGUUGGACAUGAGCGAGUAUACGGAAAGAUGUUCAGUUUCUAGGCUCCUCGGAUUGUUUCAAGAUGGGAUGGGACAAGUUGUUGAUUUUAGAAACACCAUAAUCAUAAUGACGUCGACUAAAGAUCUCUACCUUAACAAUGUAGAACUGAAGAGAAUUUUCAGCCUAGAGUUUCUCUACAUGGUUGAUGAGAUUGUUGAGUUCAAAUGGCUUGGAAAGAAUGAGCUGGUGAAAAUUGUGGACAUAAUGCUGAAGGAAGUUUGUGAAACGAUUGUCGACAAGAAGAACGUAACUAUUGAAAUUUCAAUGAGGUUAAAGGAGAAAUUGAUUUCUGACGGUUGCAAUUAUUGCGGUGAUUAUGGAGCAAGGCCACUCAAGAGAGCUAUAACAGUAUAUCUAGAAGAUAAGUUGGCAAAAAGCAUUUUGAAUGGUAAUGUCAAGGAAGGCAAUUUUGUAGCUGUCGAUGUUGAUUCGAAGGGCAAUGUUCUUCUUUCUUCAAAGAGUAAGAACAUUGGAAAACAAUCGUGA
This is a messenger RNA of Oldenlandia corymbosa var. corymbosa, 1308 nucleotides long. The record is from the annotation of a GenBank genome assembly. Lineage: Eukaryota; Viridiplantae; Streptophyta; Magnoliopsida; Gentianales; Rubiaceae.